Molecule: messenger RNA, 623 nt
Organism: Gordionus sp. m RMFG-2023
Lineage: Eukaryota; Metazoa; Nematomorpha; Gordioida; Chordodea; Parachordodidae
Product: reactive oxygen species modulator 1-like
Exons: 2
Coding region: 92-331 (79 amino acids)
Biological process (GO): protein import into mitochondrial matrix; protein insertion into mitochondrial inner membrane
Cellular component (GO): TIM23 mitochondrial import inner membrane translocase complex
Source: RefSeq, a predicted model, not a curated record
AAUUAUUUCCGAUGAUUUUUUAUAAUAUAAUAUUUUCGAAAUUGUAAUAAUGCAUUAGUCAAAUUUCAAUGUUUCACAAAAUAUUUUAAAAAUGCCAAUUCAAACAACUAGCGUGAGGGGAAAUGCUCCCUCUUGUUUUGAUCGAGUUAAGAUGGGCUUUACGAUGGGAUUUUGCAUAGGAUUAGCAGCUGGUGGAUUAUUUUCAGGGUUUUCAGCUCUAAGGUAUGGCCUGAGAGGAAAAGAAUUAAUAUCAAAUAUGGGUAAAAUCAUGCUUCAAUCUGGUGGAACAUUUGGUGUUUUUAUGGCAAUAGGAACCGGUAUUCGUUGUUGAUUCAAAAAAUAAUACUAAACUUUACAUUAAAUGCAAAAAUCACUCACUCCCACCCCCUCAUAUAGUAACAUCUUAUAUAAUAUUACUCCUCACAAGUAAGAUAAUUAUUUUUUAAAUUCAUCUCAUAAAAUAGGCAACUGUCAAAAUUUAAUUAUUAUAAGCUUCAAAUCCUUUAAAAUUUACUAAAUAGUCUUUACUUGCUCAAUUGUAUGGUAAUUUUUAGAGAUAAUGUAUGUUAAAAACAGUGAUAUUUUAAAUAGUGUUUUUUAUACUGAUAAAUUUAUUAUACACA